GUUAAUUAUUAUUAAUAAAAUAAUCCGAACAAACAUAAAUGGGUAAAGGAAAGCCACAUGGUAUCAAUGCCGCCAGAAAGUUGAGACUCAACAGAAGAAAGAAGAGAUGGGCUGAAGCCAAAUACCUCAAAGCUCACUCCGGAUCAGCCAAGCACAAUCCUUUUGGAGUUGCUCCUUGUGCUUCUGGCAUUGUUAUCGAGAAAAUUGCCGUCGAAGCCAAACAGCCAAACUCUGCCAUCAGAAAGUGCGUCAGAGUGCAAUUAAAGAAAAAUAACAAGAAGAUCACUGCCUUCGUGCCAAGAGAUGGUGGUUUGACUUUCUGUGAAGAUAAUGACCAAGUUCUCGUCCAGGGUUUCGGAAGAAAAGGACACGCUGUUGGAGAUAUGCCCGGAGUCAGGUUCAAGGUCGUCAAGGUUGCCGGAGUCUCCCUGUACGCUCUCUGGACUGGCAAGAAAGAUAAGCCAAUUAAGUAAAUCCAAGCAGCAAAUGAUAGCAUAAACACUAACUAAUUGGAUGGCUUAAAGUUC
Messenger RNA from Moneuplotes crassus, 527 nucleotides. Lineage: Eukaryota; Ciliophora; Spirotrichea; Euplotida; Euplotidae. The record is from the annotation of a GenBank genome assembly.